AUGGCGGACAAGACUCAAGAUACUCACACGACACCCGUCGGUCCCUCAUACCGCACUCACCAGCAGAAGCCCAGUGCCACCGUCUCUGUCGACGUCAAGCUAGACAAUGUCCAUGUUCUGUCGCAGACCCCUCAGCUCAUUGCCCUACUGUCGAAAAUUCGUAGCAAGGAGACCGAGAGAGCAGACUUCAUCUUCUACUCCAACCGAAUCAUUCGAUUGCUAGUUGAGGAGGGUCUCAACCACUUGCCUGUCAUUGAGCACACUGUCACUACACCCAUUGGCCGAAACUACAAUGGUCUCAUGUUCCAGGGCAAGAUCUGCGGAGUGUCCAUCAUGAGAGCUGGUGAGGCUAUGGAGCAGGGUCUCCGUGACUGCUGCCGCUCUGUUCGUAUUGGAAAGAUCUUGAUCCAGCGUGAUGAGGAGACGGCCCAGCCCAAGCUGUUCUACGAUAAGCUGCCCGAGGAUAUUGCUGACCGAUGGGUGCUUCUUUUGGAUCCUAUGUUUGCUACUGGUGGCUCUGCUACCAUGGCGGUUCAAGUUCUCAAGGCCAGGGGCGUCCCUGAGGAGCAUAUCCUGUUCCUCAACUUGAUUGCAAGCCCCGAGGGUGUCAAGAACUUCUCUGCCAAGUUCCCCCGCUUAAGGGUCGUGACAGCUUUCAUCGAUGAGGUUUGUCACACCGCCUGCAUGUACUGUCGCAACGUAUUGGCUAACCGGGCAUUUCUAGGGCCUCGACGAGAAGAAGUAUGGAUGCUCAACUCCGAUGACACAUGA
Messenger RNA from Fusarium musae, 771 nucleotides. RefSeq names its product Uracil phosphoribosyltransferase, synthesizes UMP from uracil (gene FUR1). The record is from RefSeq and is a predicted model, not a curated record. NCBI's taxonomy places the organism in Eukaryota, Fungi, Ascomycota, Sordariomycetes, Hypocreales, Nectriaceae. The coding region runs from base 1 to 771 and encodes 256 amino acids. The transcript is spliced from 3 exons.